Aspergillus homomorphus CBS 101889 is the source of this 1126-nucleotide messenger RNA. Its product is annotated as HPP family protein. The record is from RefSeq and is a predicted model, not a curated record. The coding region runs from base 168 to 1058 and encodes 296 amino acids. NCBI's taxonomy places the organism in Eukaryota, Fungi, Ascomycota, Eurotiomycetes, Eurotiales, Aspergillaceae. The transcript is spliced from 3 exons.
UGCCUAUUAAUAUGGGCUCAGAUUUCCCUCCACAGACCCAGCAACGCCAAAUUGCGGUGUCCACUUGAUGCACGGCGGUUUCAAUGCGCUCGCUCCGCUUAUACUGAGUCGCUGCUCACCACGUAGGCCAGGAAUAAGCAUCGUCCGUCUUGGCCGAGGUGGCUACCAUGACAGCCCAGGAGACGUAUGCUCCGCCGUCUCGGCCGUCCCUGCUUAAGAGUAUCGACUUCUCUCGAUUUCAUGUGGAUAUCGAUGCCUUCUUGAACCCAUUUCUUCCGCCUCCGCCUUGGCGGUAUAUGCCUCGGCCAGUUUCGCGCUUCUUUGGAUACCGAGAAAAAGCUCCAAAACCGCUCGGGAAUCUGGUCGUGGCCUUCUGGACCUUGAUAGGGGUGUUCUGCGGUGUGCUCGUCGUCGCGGAGGCUUCGAUGCAUGUUCCGCUCUUCGAGCACCACAAUGCCCCGAUCAUCGUAGCCAGUUUUGGCGCUGCCGCAGUACUGGAGUUUUCAGCCAUCGAGUCGCCCUUUGCUCAGCCACGAAACGCUGUCAUCAGCCAGGUCAUUGCGAGCACUGUGGGCAUAGGGAUCUCCAAGCUUUGGGCCUUAAAUGCUCAUGCAGAAUCCUUGCCCCAAGUCGGUGGCGCUUUGGCCUGUGCUCUCACCACGUGUAUCAUGGUCCUCACGAAUACCGUGCACCCACCUGCCGGAGCAACCGCGCUGUUGUCGGUCACACAAUCGGCCGAUGUGGGCUGGGCCAUGAUUCUUGUGAUGCUCCUGGGAAGUAUCCUAAUGCAGACGGUGGCACUCUUGAUCAAUAACAUCCAGCGUCGGUUUCCAAUCUACUGGUGGACUCCGGUAUCUCUGGCGCGCCCCAAGCAGAGUGACACGGAAAGCGGGGAUAGCAUCCGAGCCAGCUUUGAGACGGCCACCACGCAGGAUGUUUUUUCUGGUGAUCCGAGGCAGGUCCUCAUUGAAUCGGGCAAGAUCAUUUUGCCGAACCAGUUCUCGAUCUCGGAAGCGGAGAUGAAGCUCUUGCGGAGCAUUAGCGAACGAUUACCCUAGACGGCAUAGAGCAUGGUGGCUCAUUAUAGAAGCCCUUUUUCUGCCUGUACAUAGUGAAUUUCGACUGC